UCCUCCUUAUUCAUCAUUUGGCGAGGAGAGACAACAGCGUUCUGCCGGAGUGGACAUUGGCCGGAUGGUUAAAUCCAACCUACAGACGAUAUUGAAUAGCCAUUGUUUUGUUAGAGAAAAAGAGAGAAACUUAUCCAAGAUGCCAGUUAUUGAACAAACCAGUAAUAAACCAGAAAGUGAAAGUAUCUCCAGUCCUAGGAGGUGCUCCCGCUGUUGCAGUAACCCGUGUCCGGGGCCUCUGUGGUGCUCCGAUGCCCCUCUCCCACCCCUGAAGAUCCCAGGUGGGCGAGGGAAUGACCAGCGGGAUCGCAGUCUUUCAGCUAAGCUAUUCUACUCUGAUGCUCAGUUGCUGGUUCUUGAGGAGUCUCCCCCUGCCAACGGCAGAGUGCGCUUCCUGCUCUUUGAGCCCAGGCGCUCUGAGGGCAAACAGUGUGUCUGGAGGGCAGCACUGAAAGGGGGUAACCUUUAUGUUGAAAUUCCUCCUGGAGCUCUGCCUGAGGGCAGCAAAGACAGUUUUGCGCUCUUGCUGGAGUUUGCAGAGGAACAGCUGCAGGUUGAUCAUGUGUUCAUCUGCUUCCACAAGAAUCGUGAUGACAGAGCAUCCCUACUGCGUACGUUCAGUUUCCUGGGCUUUGAGAUUGUGAGACCGGGUCAUCCCCUCGUCCCUACCCGCCCUGAAGCUUUCUUCAUGGCUUACAGCAUCGAGCGAGACUCCUCUGAUGAUGAUUAAAUUACGCUGAUCAACUACAAAAGUUGUUUGUUUUUCUUGUGCCCAUCCCAUACCUACUCAUUUUACAAUUUUUUGGAAACAAAUAUAUGGUUGAGGUUUCCUGUGAAAGAGUUUUUCGUUUUCUCUGUUUUGAUUUCACCUACGUUCUGUGUUGCAAUGAUAUUUGCACUCGUGUAAGAUGUUAUAAACCAGGAAUGUUAAGAAAAGACCCAUACAAAAUCUGGGUAGUGCAUCCUCACCAUUGUACUUCUUUCCAUGAUGUGUAGUGCUGAUUUUCCUAUUCACCCUCCCUGUAAACCUCAAUGAUCAUCUCUACGAAUAUUUAUGGUUAAAAAUUUGCAUUCAUUUUAUUCAUGUAAGAUGCAUUUCCGUGGUCAUUCUCAGUUGAUUCUCAUGUUUAUAUUGAUUUCUUUUUUUUAAUGUGUGCAUGAAUUUUAAUUUGUUGCUUUUACUCACUUGACAGAAAUCUGCAUGUUGUAACUACUAAAUAAAAGUGCUCACCUCGGA
This is a messenger RNA of Lampris incognitus (smalleye Pacific opah), 1237 nucleotides long. RefSeq names its product ornithine decarboxylase antizyme 1a (gene oaz1a). Gene Ontology annotation, molecular function: ornithine decarboxylase inhibitor activity. Gene Ontology annotation, biological process: positive regulation of protein catabolic process. Lineage: Eukaryota; Metazoa; Chordata; Actinopteri; Lampriformes; Lampridae. The record is from RefSeq and is a predicted model, not a curated record. Gene Ontology annotation, cellular component: nucleus; cytoplasm.